GCCUUUAUUGCUGUCACGUGAUUACUUGAAACAACAUUAAACAUGGCGGACGAAGAAGAAGCUGAACCUAGAUUAAAAGCGGACCCAUACGGACCGCGUUUGAUCGAACUUUACCGAGGGGAAAAUGGAUUUGGAUUUAACGUUCGUGGCCAAGUGUCUGAGGGGGGACAACUUAAGUCUAUAAACGGUGAAUUAUAUGCUCCGUUGCAGCACGUAAGUGCCGUUUCGGAGAACGGCCCCGCUCAUUGUGGAGGUCUUCGCAUAGGAGACAGAAUCCUCGAAGUGUAAGAAGAUUUACUUUUUUGUUGUUGUGAUUUUUGCAAGGGAAACCUUUCUUUUUUAAAGAGUUCGGUGCUUCCCCGGAAUACUGAUUUUUCAAUUUUUGCGCUUUAAAUGAAUUGAAGGUGAAAGUUGCAAUGAUUUGUUUCUGACAAGAGGACUUAAGGCUUGUACACAGUGAACGCUAGCUGUUUGUUUCACAACUUAUUUUCUAGACAGCUGUCUUAACGAUGUUUUCGCUGUCAUUUGGAGUGAUAAAAAUGAGGCACAGGAUAUUUACUUUGUCGCCAACAAUUUUUCUGUUUGAUUUCUGGAGAUUUCUUAAGUAAUUUAUAUACAGUAAUGAAAAUACUUGGAGUGGUGUUGCAGCUGUCCGAUAGGUCAAGGUUAAUUGAAUGUAAUCGAAUUAAUGUAUGAUAAUACCACCGAAAUCUACUGCUGUUACUCUUUUGGUGAUUGUUCAAGUGGCUGUACUUGAGCUUAAAAUAGAACAGCGAUCUACUUAAGCCAUAACCAGUUUCUAAUAUGAACAAUUCCUGGAGCAGUCAAUCAAUAAAAAUCGCUAGCAAUCAAUUGAUUUUUAUCUGUUGAUACCGGAAAUUGGUGAAAAUCAAUAAACUAAAUUGCUGUGUCAAAAUAUCGAUUUUUCAUGAUUUUAACGAUUUAUAAUGGAAGUCCGCCUUUGUGGUUCAAUGUAUUUGGCAAAAGUUAGAUAGUACAGCUGAGAAAACACAUCUAUGAGUAACAACUAAUCAACAAACAUGAAAAGUUAGAUAGUACAGCUGAGAAAACACAUCCACGAGUAACAACUAAUCAACAAACAUGAAAAUGUGGAAACUAUUACACACACGUUUCUCUCUAAAACCUGUUAUUUUUUUCAAAAUAACAAAAACAGUUCAGUUUAAGUACAUCCAGUUCUUGCUGGCAAGUAUCACGAGAAAUAUAACCCUGAUAAAGAUCUCCUAUCCUGAAUUUCAGACAACCCCUCGAGUUGAAGGGGCCAGUGUCUGAACUAGAUUCAGAUUACCCUAGAUAGAUUUUGACCAUUUUCCAUUAUCAAUCGAUAAAAAUCACUCAAUUGCUAACAAUUUCCAUUGAUUUUGAUUUUAAUUUAUCUAUUGGCUACUCCAGGAUGUAACUACACCCGGAAUUUUGAAAGAGAUAUGUGGCAGGUCUAAACCACGAGAAACUGGGUGCCUUUAAACCGGGCCAAAAUCAGCCAUCAGAAGGAAGAUUUUAAACCAGGUUUUAAAGAAAAGAUAAGGUUUUUUUAAAAGAUUUUUUUUAAUAAAGUGAGGGCAGUUGUUUGAUCCUUCGAGUCUCAUUCUUAUUCUUAGCAAUGGUGAAAAUGUGGAGGGAGCGACACACAAACACGUUGUGAACCUGAUUAAAAAAGGAGGGGAUAAGUUAACAUUGGUGGUUAUAUCUGUGAGUCAACAUGCUGCUGAAAAGCUGGAUAGUGAUAGCUCAUCUGGAGGCGAGGAUUAUGAUUAUUCCGACAAGUGUGUUAUACCAUUAUCCAUACCAGAGAUGCGUCAAGUCACUAGUAAUGGUGAAACAUACAUGGUAGGUAAUGCUAGUGUCUUUACACUUGUCCCAAGGACACGACAAGCACAUCUUAUAUUUUGCUUGCUAAGGUCAGCCCUGUGCUUGGGUUAGUUUGGGGUCUUACAAAAUGCAAUGCAGUUAUAAAAUGUAUUGUAGUUACAAAAUGACUGAGACCUAGUCAUUUGCCCAUAGGGCAAGUGAGUAUAAACAGGGUACAGCUGGACAGGACAUUUUUCAAGCUCUGAUAGCAAGCAGCAUAUGUCACUUUUUUCAAGAAGAAGUCAUAAAUAUCUGUUAACUUAUUGUUCAGGGCCCGAAAAAAUUCCCAAACCACAAACAAGUCAAUUUCCUUGCUGAGCAAGUAACUUUCUAAGAAGAGUAACAAGUGGCUCCAGGCAAGCAUAAAAUGUGACUAGAGCUACUUUACCAAAAGACAAGUUGGAAUUCAAGUCUUUUUGAGCCCUAUGUUGUGUAACCUCUUAAGAGCACUGGAUUACAAACUGUCUAUAGUAAAUUGAACUGAAGCAGCAAUCAAGCGAAUUUCUUUAUUUUCAAAUUACACUUCCAGCACAUUAAGUACUAAAUUAUUAAUUUUGUUCUUAUUAUUUUAGGUUUAUAAUAUAUAUUUUGAAGACAAGCAUAUUUGUUCCAGAAGAUACAAAGAAUUUUCAAAUUUACAUAACAAGGUGAGAAAUUUAGUUCAUUCAAUACUAUUAAAAUGUCAACAGAUUAUUUUACAAAUAUAUUUGUUAACAUGGUCUACGGGAUGUACUUGUUAAACUAUCUUACAGGGCCAGUGUGGUAUAAUAUCAAAAAGUUGUAAACAUCUAAUAAUUAUCUUAAAACCUUCCAAAUUUUAUAACAGCAAUUCAUUAUGAGUUUAGAAUAUCUUGCAUGUUCUUGAGCUUUUCUAAAGUUCUUAACUUAUAGUUAUCAUGAAUUACCAUGCCGAAAAACAAAAUAAGGAAAGUAAUAAAUAUAGAGUCAACUCUCUCUAAGACAUCAUACACCUUUGGGACCUGCACUAUUGUAGGUGCCCGCAGUCUAUAAGAGUGAUAUCUGUCUUACAGAGACUCAAAUAAAGGGAGUAAAGAAAGGUAGGGGUCAACUCAGUAACAGAGGUGUCUUUUAUGACAGAGUGGACUGUAAACAGUAGAGGGCUAAUUGUUAAUUUUAUACCUUAAAUUUAGCUCAAAAAGGAGUUCAGAGAUUUUCAGUUUCCAAAGUUCCCUGGAAAAUGGCCAUUUAAUUUGUCAGAUCAACAGUUAGAAUCUCGAAGGAAAGGUCUGGAAUCCUACCUUGAACAAGGUAAUAGUAGUAAAUAAAAUAAUUAUUGCUAUCUAUUUUGUAUAUUCAGCAUAAAGUCAAAUGAAACCACAGCAUGGCUUCAGUGUAGUUUCUCUCUCAUAACUGGCUUGGAACCUGGUGAUUUGCAAUAAUACUUCAUCAUUAUCAUCUUCAUGAUUCUAUAUUGUAGCAGUAAUGAUUCUCUGUCUUGCCUAUACUGUACAUGUUCUUACAAUAGCAAACUGCAGCAAGCCUUGUGACCAAUAUGUCUUAGACUUGUACCUAUUGUUUGCAAACAAAUUUGAUGUAAGAUGGCAGGUAGUGUCAUUUUAGCUAGGAGAAAACCACCAAGAGUUUCCUAAAUUUCCGUAAGCAAAAUGUAAACCUUGUUAAGAAUUGAAACCAUACUCCAGGCCCUCUUAGAAAUAUUGGCGUAUUUCAACUUUAUGUGGGCUUGAAAACUCUUUUGUCCUCAUUGUAUUGAUUGUUAACUAUUAAAUAAGCUUACUUUGUCUCAAGCUCUGCCAGUUUGACAUUAAACAUUCUCUUUCAGGGUGGACAAUUUUGGUGUUUUUUAAACAUCCAAUAAAAGCAUUUUUUUUUUUUUUUGCCACUCAUUGUCAAUCACAAAUCAGACUUGGUUGUCAGACUAUGGUAAAAGAGAAUAACGUCUUAAAGUAUGAACCAAUUGUUGGUUCAUACUUUAAGAAGUGCAUAUAUCAAGUUUUGGAUGCACUUGGGAAGUUUGGAGAGCACUCACUAACCUACACUUAUUUUUCUCUCAUGCUCUCCAAACUUCCCACAUGCAUCCAUAAUUUGAUACAGCUGUAUACGCUUGCUAAGCAUAAACCAAUCUUAAAUACAUGGGAAUUAUAAAAUAGAUGAGAAUGAGCUGACUAACAUUGUUUCAUUGCAGUAAAUUCUGUGAGAAUUAUAGGAGAAUCAGAUAUCAUGGAAGAAUUCCUGAAAUCCUCUGAAAACCAUGUUGUGGUAAUUUUAGCAUUUCAUUGAUUUCACCAACCUGUUUCUUGUCAAUAAUAUCAAUGCUCACCAAAAGUGAAACUUGACUAAAAUAGAUGUAUGCACCAAGAAUAAUUUUCUCAGUAGUCUGCACUCUUUUUAUGUACUUCACCUUCUGUAGGUAAAAUAGUAUUAAACACUCUCAGUACCCACUAAUAUAUGUUGACUAACAACUGUUAUUGUGAACAAAAAGUCAGGGGCGGAUCUAGGGGGAGGGUGCAGGGGGUGCACACCCCCCCCCCACCCCCCUGAGAUGACCUGCGGUUUUCUAAUACAACUUGUAUUCUGCAAAAAAAAAAAAAAAACUAUGUGGUUUAUUGGUGUUGAAGUAGAGCAAGAGACGAGUGCGCCCCCUCCUAAAAAAAAUCCUGGAUCCGCCCCUGAAAGUGAUUGAAGUUUGGGUCUCCACUACACUACAAAUGUGCCAGUAUGUUUUAUGGCAAAAGGUUAGAUAUAUAUUUUUCACCUCAGACCCAUUUUUGACUGGUCAAAUAUUUUAAAAGUAAUAUUUUACAGAAAAAUGAUACUCCGCAAACCUAGAGAAACAUUGAAAUGACAAGUAUUAGUACUGCAAAUGAACUAACUUACACAAAAAUACUGAGUACUAUGGACAACUUUAAAAAAAAAUGAGGAUAAUAUAGCACAGGCAAACUAACAUAAAGAAAAAAAUUGAUUUUGACGGCCUUUUUUAUGCCAGGGAAAUUCAAAUUUACAACAUCUAGGCAUAGUUAUGAUCGACUGGAAACAACAUAACUAUAUCAGUUUGCUUUUUGUCCCGCUGUACAGUGCUGUUCAUUAACAGUUAUGAUCAGACAACAUAACUGGCCUUCAAAAGAUUUGACCAGUCAAUAGCCAUUUCUGGCUGGAAAUUGUUCGUUGACAGACUGGGCAAUAUUUCAAACUCUGUAUAUGGGGACAAUGUUGAGAUUUUGAGGAAGCAAAAUUAUUUAACUGGAUCUCUUAACUGUAGUCCUUUAGAGUUAAAUGUUUGGGAUAAUUUAAACAUGUUCUUUGAUCCUUCCUAAACUUCUGUAAGUGACAAUAAUGAGCGGGGAUGUAGCCAAGGAAAAGCUUAGCAGGCUUUUUUAUCAGUCAAGCUGACUAUUUUACUCAAGUGCUCUUUCAAAAUUGCCCCAUGCUAUUGUUUACCAGAGCAAUUUGUGCCAGUGAAAUAAGCCGGUGGCUGGCUCUCAGGGACACUCCUGAUGACAUGAAGCUCUUCUUUUCUCUGUAAUCACUAGGAGAAAGACACAGAAGAUGGUAAAAUGAAAGUUGAGUUGAGAAUAUAUUUGCCUGAUGAUGCCAUUACAACAGUAACUGUGUUGAGAUGUCACAGGACAGAGGAAGUGUUUAAGGUAAAGACUACUAACUUAGAACAUUUCAGGAUGAUCAGAAAACUCUGAAUGAUGGCCAUGCAUUUCUACAAAAAAGUUUUUCAGUUGGCCUUGACAUUACAUGGUAGAAACACGAUUUUAGAUCAUUCUGACUUUAUCUAAUUGAGUCACUCUGAGUAGAAGGGGCCAGUGUCUGAACUAGAUUCAGAUUACCCUAGAUAGAUUUUGACCAUUUUCCAUUAUCAAUCGAUAAAAAUCACUCAAUUGCUAACAAUUUCCAUUGAUUUUGAUUUUAAUUUAUCUAUUGGCUACUCCAGGAUGUAACUACACCCGGAAUUUUGAAAGAGAUAUGUGGCAGGUCUAAACCACGAGAAACUGGGUGCCUUUAAACCGGGCCAAAAUCAGCCAUCAGAAGGAAGAUUUUAAACCAGGUUUUAAAGAAAAGAUAAGGUUUUUUUAAAAGAUUUUUUUUAAUAAAGUGAGGGCAGUUGUUUGAUCCUUCGAGUCUCAUUCUUAUUCUUAGCAAUGGUGAAAAUGUGGAGGGAGCGACACACAAACACGUUGUGAACCUGAUUAAAAAAGGAGGGGAUAAGUUAACAUUGGUGGUUAUAUCUGUGAGUCAACAUGCUGCUGAAAAGCUGGAUAGUGAUAGCUCAUCUGGAGGCGAGGAUUAUGAUUAUUCCGACAAGUGUGUUAUACCAUUAUCCAUACCAGAGAUGCGUCAAGUCACUAGUAAUGGUGAAACAUACAUGGUAGGUAAUGCUAGUGUCUUUACACUUGUCCCAAGGACACGACAAGCACAUCUUAUAUUUUGCUUGCUAAGGUCAGCCCUGUGCUUGGGUUAGUUUGGGGUCUUACAAAAUGCAAUGCAGUUAUAAAAUGUAUUGUAGUUACAAAAUGACUGAGACCUAGUCAUUUGCCCAUAGGGCAAGUGAGUAUAAACAGGGUACAGCUGGACAGGACAUUUUUCAAGCUCUGAUAGCAAGCAGCAUAUGUCACUUUUUUCAAGAAGAAGUCAUAAAUAUCUGUUAACUUAUUGUUCAGGGCCCGAAAAAAUUCCCAAACCACAAACAAGUCAAUUUCCUUGCUGAGCAAGUAACUUUCUAAGAAGAGUAACAAGUGGCUCCAGGCAAGCAUAAAAUGUGACUAGAGCUACUUUACCAAAAGACAAGUUGGAAUUCAAGUCUUUUUGAGCCCUAUGUUGUGUAACCUCUUAAGAGCACUGGAUUACAAACUGUCUAUAGUAAAUUGAACUGAAGCAGCAAUCAAGCGAAUUUCUUUAUUUUCAAAUUACACUUCCAGCACAUUAAGUACUAAAUUAUUAAUUUUGUUCUUAUUAUUUUAGGUUUAUAAUAUAUAUUUUGAAGACAAGCAUAUUUGUUCCAGAAGAUACAAAGAAUUUUCAAAUUUACAUAACAAGGUGAGAAAUUUAGUUCUUUCAAUACUAUUAAAAUGUCAACAGAUUAUUUUACAAAUAUAUUUGUUAACAUGGUCUACGGGAUGUACUUGUUAAACUAUCUUACAGGGCCAGUGUGGUAUAAUAUCAAAAAGUUGUAAACAUCUAAUAAUUAUCUUAAAACCUUCCAAAUUUUAUAACAGCAAUUCAUUAUGAGUUUAGAAUAUCUUGCAUGUUCUUGAGCUUUUCUAAAGUUCUUAACUUAUAGUUAUCAUGAAUUACCAUGCCGAAAAACAAAAUAAGGAAAGUAAUAAAUAUAGAGUCAACUCUCUCUAAGACAUCAUACACCUUUGGGACCUGCACUAUUGUAGGUGCCCGCAGUCUAUAAGAGUGAUAUCUGUCUUACAGAGACUCAAAUAAAGGGAGUAAAGAAAGGUAGGGGUCAACUCAGUAACAGAGGUGUCUUUUAUGACAGAGUGGACUGUAAACAGUAGAGGGCUAAUUGUUAAUUUUAUACCUUAAAUUUAGCUCAAAAAGGAGUUCAGAGAUUUUCAGUUUCCAAAGUUCCCUGGAAAAUGGCCAUUUAAUUUGUCAGAUCAACAGUUAGAAUCUCGAAGGAAAGGUCUGGAAUCCUACCUUGAACAAGGUAAUAGUAGUAAAUAAAAUAAUUAUUGCUAUCUAUUUUGUAUAUUCAGCAUAAAGUCAAAUGAAACCACAGCAUGGCUUCAGUGUAGUUUCUCUCUCAUAACUGGCUUGGAACCUGGUGAUUUGCAAUAAUACUUCAUCAUUAUCAUCUUCAUGAUUCUAUAUUGUAGCAGUAAUGAUUCUCUGUCUUGCCUAUACUGUACAUGUUCUUACAAUAGCAAACUGCAGCAAGCCUUGUGACCAAUAUGUCUUAGACUUGUACCUAUUGUUUGCAAACAAAUUUGAUGUAAGAUGGCAGGUAGUGUCAUUUUAGCUAGGAGAAAACCACCAAGAGUUUCCUAAAUUUCCGUAAGCAAAAUGUAAACCUUGUUAAGAAUUGAAACCAUACUCCAGGCCCUCUUAGAAAUAUUGGCGUAUUUCAACUUUAUGUGGGCUUGAAAACUCUUUUGUCCUCAUUGUAUUGAUUGUUAACUAUUAAAUAAGCUUACUUUGUCUCAAGCUCUGCCAGUUUGACAUUAAACAUUCUCUUUCAGGGUGGACAAUUUUGGUGUUUUUUAAACAUCCAAUAAAAGCAUUUUUUUUUUUUUUUGCCACUCAUUGUCAAUCACAAAUCAGACUUGGUUGUCAGACUAUGGUAAAAGAGAAUAACGUCUUAAAGUAUGAACCAAUUGUUGGUUCAUACUUUAAGAAGUGCAUAUAUCAAGUUUUGGAUGCACUUGGGAAGUUUGGAGAGCACUCACUAACCUACACUUAUUUUUCUCUCAUGCUCUCCAAACUUCCCACAUGCAUCCAUAAUUUGAUACAGCUGUAUACGCUUGCUAAGCAUAAACCAAUCUUAAAUACAUGGGAAUUAUAAAAUAGAUGAGAAUGAGCUGACUAACAUUGUUUCAUUGCAGUAAAUUCUGUGAGAAUUAUAGGAGAAUCAGAUAUCAUGGAAGAAUUCCUGAAAUCCUCUGAAAACCAUGUUGUGGUAAUUUUAGCAUUUCAUUGAUUUCACCAACCUGUUUCUUGUCAAUAAUAUCAAUGCUCACCAAAAGUGAAACUUGACUAAAAUAGAUGUAUGCACCAAGAAUAAUUUUCUCAGUAGUCUGCACUCUUUUUAUGUACUUCACCUUCUGUAGGUAAAAUAGUAUUAAACACUCUCAGUACCCACUAAUAUAUGUUGACUAACAACUGUUAUUGUGAACAAAAAGUCAGGGGCGGAUCUAGGGGGAGGGUGCAGGGGGUGCACACCCCCCCCCCACCCCCCUGAGAUGACCUGCGGUUUUCUAAUACAACUUGUAUUCUGCAAAAAAAAAAAAAAAACUAUGUGGUUUAUUGGUGUUGAAGUAGAGCAAGAGACGAGUGCGCCCCCUCCUAAAAAAAAUCCUGGAUCCGCCCCUGAAAGUGAUUGAAGUUUGGGUCUCCACUACACUACAAAUGUGCCAGUAUGUUUUAUGGCAAAAGGUUAGAUAUAUAUUUUUCACCUCAGACCCAUUUUUGACUGGUCAAAUAUUUUAAAAGUAAUAUUUUACAGAAAAAUGAUACUCCGCAAACCUAGAGAAACAUUGAAAUGACAAGUAUUAGUACUGCAAAUGAACUAACUUACACAAAAAUACUGAGUACUAUGGACAACUUUAAAAAAAAAUGAGGAUAAUAUAGCACAGGCAAACUAACAUAAAGAAAAAAAUUGAUUUUGACGGCCUUUUUUAUGCCAGGGAAAUUCAAAUUUACAACAUCUAGGCAUAGUUAUGAUCGACUGGAAACAACAUAACUAUAUCAGUUUGCUUUUUGUCCCGCUGUACAGUGCUGUUCAUUAACAGUUAUGAUCAGACAACAUAACUGGCCUUCAAAAGAUUUGACCAGUCAAUAGCCAUUUCUGGCUGGAAAUUGUUCGUUGACAGACUGGGCAAUAUUUCAAACUCUGUAUAUGGGGACAAUGUUGAGAUUUUGAGGAAGCAAAAUUAUUUAACUGGAUCUCUUAACUGUAGUCCUUUAGAGUUAAAUGUUUGGGAUAAUUUAAACAUGUUCUUUGAUCCUUCCUAAACUUCUGUAAGUGACAAUAAUGAGCGGGGAUGUAGCCAAGGAAAAGCUUAGCAGGCUUUUUUAUCAGUCAAGCUGACUAUUUUACUCAAGUGCUCUUUCAAAAUUGCCCCAUGCUAUUGUUUACCAGAGCAAUUUGUGCCAGUGAAAUAAGCCGGUGGCUGGCUCUCAGGGACACUCCUGAUGACAUGAAGCUCUUCUUUUCUCUGUAAUCACUAGGAGAAAGACACAGAAGAUGGUAAAAUGAAAGUUGAGUUGAGAAUAUAUUUGCCUGAUGAUGCCAUUACAACAGUAACUGUGUUGAGAUGUCACAGGACAGAGGAAGUGUUUAAGGUAAAGACUACUAACUUAGAACAUUUCAGGAUGAUCAGAAAACUCUGAAUGAUGGCCAUGCAUUUCUACAAAAAAGUUUUUCAGUUGGCCUUGACAUUACAUGGUAGAAACACGAUUUUAGAUCAUUCUGACUUUAUCUAAUUGAGUCACUCUGAGUUUUAAGGCUAGGCCUCAGUUCUUUGAAGAAUAGCAUUUCGUAAACAAGGCAGUCAAAGGUCCAAAAUGGCACUUCUUGAGAACCCAAAAUUGACCCUCAUUAAGAAGAUUUUUGUCACCAUGCACUUCUAGAAAAUCACAUGUGAGUGCUUCACUUUGCCAGUCCAUUUUAACAAGGAAGUCCGUGGAUCCUUACAAAACACCUACCAACCCCCUCAAUGUUUUUUUUUUACAGGCAACUUUAAAACAGAAAAACAUUCAGAGUGAUUUGCACUGUUACAUGUCAGAUAGUUUAUCCAGAGCCAUUGGCUAAGGACUAUUUGAAAAAUAUGUGAUGGUAUUACAGCCUUUUCUCAUUUUGUAUUCUAUUUCAAGGCCUUGGUGCAGAAGCUCAAUCUGAGCCAGGAAAAUGCUUUUAACUUUGCCCUUUUUGAGAUUAUGGAAAGUGGUUUUGGUAAGUUAUUGACAAAAUACCACGCUUUUCAGUUUCUUUAGCUUCCAAAUAACAUAAACCAUAGGUUUAUACAAAGUUAGCAUUUAUUGUUUAAGUCUGACUACUCAUGUUUUGUGCAAAAACAUGAUUGAAUUCAGCUUUUGUGUGAUGUGAAGACUUUUUUGUGUUCACAUAUUAUGAGGAAUCUUCCACCAGUCUCUUCAGCUCUUCACUGCCAAAACUCUUGAGACACCACACUGUUCCUUGGUGAUGUCUGUGUGCCUUUUUUCUGCUGGUGACGAUAUGAUUGACAUCAACUGUAUUGAUAUAUUUGGCAGACAUUGUCCAAAUUUAAGCCAAUCAGGCAUAACGUAAUGAUUUGAAUGAAUUAUCAUACCGCUAACAUAGCAUUAAAACCAGAUUCUGCUUCCAGAAAAUGGUAAAUUAACUUAAUCCAAUUGAGUGAUGUUGCUGUGCAUUACUUCAUACCCCUAAUGUAAGGAUUCUGGGGAAAACAAAACUAACUGGUUUCCCAAGGGACUGGACACCAAGUGGUUUUUCGCUUCGAACGCACCAAAGAAUAAAGAGAGAAUCGAAACCACUGAAUGAAUUACAAAGAAUUUUUUACACUGAAUGAUUUACGAAGUCCUUUCCGUGUGCAUGUAUUAUCUACAUCUUUUCGUUCACUAGCUGUUGUAUCUUGUUAGCUUGAGGCUCCAUGUUCAUGUUAAUUAAAAUGAAAAAUGACAGUAUUUUUUUGCCAUCUAUUGUUCCCCCCUUUCUACCAUGCUUUACUCACGUGCGGUAGUUUUUUGAGCAGGGCACAAAAAAUUGCUGAAUUACAUCAUGAUCAUUAAUUUAGUCAAGGCCUUGUGAUCAAGAAUCAUCCAGUGAUAGUCCCUGUUUGGUUAAAUGAAAGUCUAGGGAUAUAGCAAAAUUUUAUGACUUAUUUUGGGAGAAAUGAAGCAACAGAUCUAGGAUGUCACAUUCUUGUCAGGUGGGAGUACUUCAAAAAUUGGCUUCCAUUGUUAGCUGUCCUGCCCUUGAUAAGUGAUUAUUGAAUCUAGUGUGUGAUCCCUAGUCUAUGACAAAAAUAUCCGUAAGUUGCAAUUUUGCUUUCAUUGCAAUUGCUUGUGUAUUUUUCCCUUUUGCUCUUUGUGUGUCAUAGUUAUUUCUUUCUAAAGUAAAAACAGUCAAACUGUUUUAAUAUUGUGGCCAUCCACUGUCAUGGGUCUUACUUUUAUUGUCUACCUGAAUUUGAUUUGUACUAACUUCUUAUUAUAAACAUUCAAUAAAAUCCACUGAUGCUUUUCAAGUUAUUUUAAUGGUGUUUAAACCUUCUGUUGGACACGGAAGAGGGUAAAUUUCAGUUUUCUUGUCCCAUAAACUAGUAAUACUCCUUACAUGCAUGUAUUCUUUAAAUGAAGGUCACCUUUCUCAAAUUAGUUAAUCUUUCAACUGUACAUUAACAAAAAGUUAUGUGUAGUUUUAUUAUAAUAUGUGCAGACCCAUUAAUGAUAGGAAUAUUUUACAGAACGAAAGCUUGAGAACAAUGAGUUGCCUCACAGUGUUUACAUUCGGAGUUAUUCCGCAUCAUCAACAACCUGCCUUGCAUUAAGAAAAUGGAAUUUUACUCUUGCUAGGGUAUGUACAGUACACUGUGCUUUGAUAAUACUUUUAAUGGCCUUCAGAAAAUGAUGAUUCUUUGGUAUAAUGCUGAAGUAAUCUCCAAUCCUUUAACAGUAUUGAAGUCCCUUAUUAAAACAAUUUUUUUACAAAUGGUUUUAUUGGGAGAUGGAUCUUUUGUUGAUUAUCAUCAGAGGUGGGUUUUAACUGAGUUGUUUUUCAUUUGACAGGAAGUUCAGAUGAAUGACGAUGAAACUGCGUUAAAUCUUCUUUAUAACCAGGUAUUCUACACAAUUAUUUAAAAUCCAAGACCCAGUUGUUCAAAGGCUGAUUACCUCCACGUUUCUUUUUCUUUUGUUGAAAAGCAUUUUCUCAGAUACAGGGCAGGAAAAAACCUAAGUCCGAUUGCCCGCGGCAAGUAAAUGUUAAUCUUGGGCAAGUAAAAAUAGAAGUUUAAUGGCAUCAGUGGUCCUGUGAGUCUGUCUGAAAGUGUCAGCUUGGUAAAUGAUAAUUUCCAGACAGAAACUAUUUCAAAACUGAAGACUACAAGUUGAGUGACACAAUUAGUUGACAGGAUGAAUUAAGUUAAAAUCAAAAAGUAAGUUUGGUUGCUUGUGUUACUCCUCUGAUCAUCAUAUUGGUCAAAUCCAGCAGUUACUAAUACUUACAAGUGCUAGUAAUCUUAUUCACUUUGUCAUUAUCUAUGACCUAUUAUGGACAGUACCUUAGAACUAUAGAUGAUAAGGCAUUGUGUUCCCUUGCGGCAAGUAAAAUUUUAGUGGGGGCAAGUGAAACUGAAAUUUAAUUGCACAUUAGUUAAAAGGAUUUAAAUUUUUUUUCCUGCCCUGGGAUAAUUUUCUUUAUUAUUUUUAGAGCAUCCAAUCAUCAAACUGUAGACAACAAGAAUUAACUGAAUUUGCUUUUUAAUUCAAAUUUCACACUAACCCUGGGCUAUUUUAACCCAGCUUUGAAAAACCCAGCCCAGGACUAGACCUCAACCCUCGACCUGGCCCUGGCCAGGCCCCAGGCCGACCCAGUGAUUUUCUGCCAGGACUGUGUGUUUUGGUAUUGCUCACUUCAUUAAAUAAUAUUUUCCUUUCACGUUAAUCAGCGUCUACAAAACCCCUUACACUAUGAAAAGAUUUGAAAGUGCUUUUUCGGUACAAUGUGGAGGAAAGUGAUAAAGGCUUUGAACAAGCAGGUGUAAUGGGUCAGUUUAUCUUGCAGGCAGUUGGUGACUUAAGAAGAAGAACGCUGUUACCUAGGAAAAACUUACAAAAGAUCAAAGAGCUACAGGCUGCCAAUAAGAAAAAAGAAGUAAGUGAAAAGAAAAUCGUUUUUUGCAAGCAUAAAAAAGCAUGUGAUUAAAUUGUACUCAAUUCAAAAUUACUGCCAAGAAAGCAUAACACAUCUCCUAUGUUUUAAGUACUGGUAGGUACUUUUUGGAUGUAUUUAACAUUCCGUUCUUCCCUUAGUGAAAACUGAAGAUACGUGUGUACUUUUUCAUGUACAAGUAAGCUUAUUCUCGCCUUCUAGGCUGUAAUAGGACUGAUCUUGCAAAACUCUUUGCUAUUGUCAUGUUAGAAGUACGUAGACUGCAAAACAUAUACACCUUUGGGACCUGCACUAUUGUAGGUGCCCGCAGUCUAUAAGAGUGAUAUCUGUCUUACAGAGACUCAAAUAAAGGGAGUAAAGAAAGGUAGGGGUCAACUCAGUAACAGAGGUGUCUUUUAUGACAGAGUGGACUGUAAACAGUAGAGGGCUAAUUGUUAAUUUUAUACCUUAAAUUUAGCUCAAAAAGGAGUUCAGAGAUUUUCAGUUUCCAAAGUUCCCUGGAAAAUGGCCAUUUAAUUUGUCAGAUCAACAGUUAGAAUCUCGAAGGAAAGGUCUGGAAUCCUACCUUGAACAAGGUAAUAGUAGUAAAUAAAAUAAUAUUAUUGCUAUCUAUUUUGUAUAUUCAGCAUAAAGUCAAAUGAAACCACAGCAUGGCUUCAGUGUAGUUUCUCUCUCAUAACUGGCUUGGAACCUGGUGAUUUGCAAUAAUACUUCAUCAUUAUCAUCUUCAUUAUUCUAUUUUGUAGCAGUAAUGAUUCUCUGUCUUGCCUAUACUGUACAUGUUCUUACAAUAGCAAACUGCAGCAAGCCUUGUGACCAAUAUGUCUUAGACUUGUACCUAUUGUUUGCAAACAAAUUUGAUGUAAGAUGGCAGGUAGUGUCAUUUUAGCUAGGAGAAAACCACCAAGAGUUUCCUAAAUUUCCGUAAGCAAAAUGUAAACCUUGUUAAGAAUUGAAACCAUACUCCAGGCCCUCUUAGAAAUAUUGGCGUAUUUCAACUUUAUGUGGGCUUGAAAACUCUUUUGUCCUCAUUGUAUUGAUUGUUAACUAUUAAAUAAGCUUACUUUGUCUCAAGCUCUGCCAGUUUGACAUUAAACAUUCUCUUUCAGGGUGGACAAUUUUGGUGUUUUUUAAACAUCCAAUAAAAGCAUUUUUUUUUUUUUGUGCCACUCAUUGUCAAUCACAAAUCAGACUUGGUUGUCAGACUAUGGUAAAAGAGAAUAACGUCUUAAAGUAUGAACCAAUUGUUGGUUCAUACUUUAAGAAGUGCAUAUAUCAAGUUUUGGAUGCACUUGGGAAGUUUGAAGAGCACUGACUAGCCUACACUUAUUCUUCUCUCAUGCUCUCCAAACUUCCCACAUGCAUCCAUAAUUUGAUACAGCUGUAUACGCUUGCUAAGCAUAAACCAAUUUUUAAAUACAGGGGAAUGUAAAAUAGAUGAGAAUGAGCUGACUAACAUUGUUUCAUUGCAGUAAAUUCUGUGAGAAUUAUAGGAGAAUCAGAUAUCAUGGAAGAAUUCCUGAAAUCCUCUGAAAACCAUGUUGUGGUAAUUUUAGCAUUUCAUUGAUUUCACCAACCUGUUUCUUGUCGAUAAAAUCAAUGCUCACCAAAAGUGAAACUUGACUAAAAUAUAUGUAUGCACCUAGAAUAAUUUUCUCAGUAGUCUGCACUCUUUUUAUGUACUUCACCUUCUGUAGGUAAAAUAGUAUUAAACACUCUCAGUACCCACUAAUAUAUGUUGACUAACAACUGUUAUUGUGAACAAAAAGUCAGGGGCGGAUCUAGGGGGAGGGUGCAAGGGGUGCACACCCCCCCCCCCCUUAGAUGACCUGCAGUUUUCUAAUACAACUGGUAUUCUGCAAAAAAAAAACUAUGUGGUUUAUUGGUGUUGAAGUAGAGCAAGAGACGAGUGCGCCCCCUCCUAAAAAAAAUCCUGGAUCCGCCCCUGAAAGUGAUUGAAGUUGGGGUCUCCACUACACUAUAAAUGUGCCAGUAUGUUUUAUGGCGAAAGGUUAGAUAUGUAUUUUUCACCUAAGACCCAUUUUUGACUAGUCAAAUAUUUUAAAAGUAAUAUUUUACAGAAAAAUGAUACUCCACAAACCUAGAGAAACAUUGAAAUGACAAGUAUUAGUACUGCAAAUGAACUAACUUACACAAAACUACUGAAUACUAUGGACAACUUAAAAAAAAUGAGGAUAAUAUAGCACAGGCAAACUAACAUAAAGAAAAAAAUUGAUUUUGACGGCCUCUUUUAUGCCAGGGAAAUUCAAAUUUACAACAUCUAGGCAUAGUUAUGAUCGACUGGAAAUUAAACAACAUAACUAUAUCAGUUUGCUUUUUGUCCCGCUGUACAGUGCUGUUCAUUAACAGUUAUGAUCAGACAACAUAACUGGCCUUCAAAAGAUUUGACCAGUCAAAUAUAGCCAUUUCUGGCUGGAAAUUGUCCGUUGACUGACUAGGCAAUAUUUCAAACUCUGUAUAUGGGGACAAUGUUGAGAUUUUGAGGAAGCAAAAUUGUUCAACUGGAUCACUUAACUGUAGUCCUUUAGAGUUAAAUGUUUGGGAUAAUUUAGACAUGUUCUUUGAUCCUUCCUAAACUUCUGGAAGUGACAAUAAUGAGCGGAGAUGCAGCUAAGGAAAAGCUUAGCAGGCUUUUUUAUCAGUCAAGCUGGCUAUUUUACUCAAGUGCUCUUUCAAAAUUGCCCCAUGCUAUUGUUUACUAGAGCAAUUUGUGCCAGUGAAAUAAGCCGGUGGCUGGCUCUCAGGGACACCCCUGAUGACAUGCAGCUCUUCUUUUCUCUGUAAUCACUAGGAGAAAGACACAGAAGAUGGUAAAAUGAAAGUUGAGUUGAGAAUAUAUUUGCCUGAUGAUGCCAUUACUACGGUAACUGUGUUGAGAUGUCACAGGACGGAGGAAGUGUUUAAGGUAAAGACUAUUAACUUAGAACAUUGCAGGAUGAUCAGAAAACUCUGAAUGAUGGCCAUGCAUUUCUACAAAAAAGUUUUUCAGUUGGCCUUGACAUUACAUGGUAGAAACACGAUUUUAGAUCAUUCUGACUUUAUCUAAUUGAGUCACUCUGAGUUUUAAGGCUAGGCCUCAGUUCUUUGAAGAAUAGCAUUUCGUAAACAAGGCAGGCAAAUGUCCAAAAUGGCACUUCUUGAGAACCCAAAAUUGACCCUCAUUAAGAAGAUUUUUGUCACCAUGCACCUCUAGAAAAUCACAUGUGAGUGCUUCACUUUGCCAGUCCAUUUUAACAAGGAAGUCUGUGGAUCCUUACAAAACGCCUACCAACCCCUCAAUGCUUUUUUUACAGGUAACUUUAAAACAGAAAAACACUCAGAGUGAUUUGCACUGUUACAUGUCAGAUAGUUUAUCCAGAGCCAUUGGCUAAGGACUAUUUGAAAAUGUGGAAUUACAGCCUUUUCUCAUUUUGUAUUCUAUUUCAAGGCCUUGGUACAGAAGCUCAAUCUGAGCCUGGAAAAUGCUUUUAACUUUGCCCUUUUUGAGAUUAUGGAAAGUGGUUUUGGUAAGUUAUUGACAAAAUACCAUGCUUUUCAGUUUUUUUUUUUAGCUUCCAAAUAACACAAACCAUAGGUUUAUACAAAGUUAGCAUUUAUUGUUUAAGUCUGACUACUCAUGUUUUGUGCAAAAACCUGAUUGGAUUCAGCUUUUGUGUGAUGUGAAGACUUUUUUGUGUUCACAUAUUAUGAGGAAUCUUGCACCAUUCUCUUCAGCUCUUCACUACCAAAACACUUGAGUCGCCACACUGUUCCUUGGUGAUGUCUGUGUGCCUUUUUUUUGUUGGUGACGAUAUGAUUGACAUCAGCUGUAUUGAUAUUGGCAGACAUUGUCCAAAUUUAAGCCAAUCAGGCAUAAAGUAAUGAUUUGAAUGAAUUAUUAUUUAUUAUACUGCUUACAUAGUGUUAAAACCAGAUUCUGCUUCCAGAAAAUGGUAAAUUAACCUGAUCGAAUUGUUGAGUGAUGUUGCUGUGCAUUACUUUAUACACCUAAUGUCAGGAUUCUGGGGAAAACAAAACUAACUGGUUUCCCGAGGGACUGGACACCAAGUGUUCUAUUAUAAUUAUUCCUAGCCUUUCACUUCAAACACGCCACAGAAUAAAGAGAGAAUCAAGACCACUGAAUGAAUUACAAAUAAUUAUUAUUUACACUGAAUGAUUUACAAAGUCCUUUCUGUGUGCAUGUAUUGUCUACAUCUUUUUGUUCACUAGCUGUUAUAUCUUGUUAGCUUGAGGCUCCAUGUUCAUGUUAAUUAAAAUGGAAAAUGAUAGUAUUUUUUUUGCCCUCUAUCAUGCCCCCUUUCCACCAUGCUUUACUCAUGUGCGGUAGUUUCCUGAGCAGGGUACAAAGAAUUGCUGAAUUACAUCUUGAUCAUUUUAGUCAAGGCAUUGUGAUCAAGAAUCAUCCAGUGAUAGUCCCUUUUUGGUUAAAUGAAAGUCUAGGGAUAUAGCAAAAUUUUAUGACUUAUUUUGUGAGAAAUGAGGCAACAGAUCUAGGAUGUGGCACUCUUGUCAGGUGGGAGUACUUCAAAAAUUGGCUUCCAUUNCAGGAUGAUCAGAAAACUCUGAAUGAUGGCCAUGCAUUUCUACAAAAAAGUUUUUCAGUUGGCCUUGACAUUACAUGGUAGAAACACGAUUUUAGAUCAUUCUGACUUUAUCUAAUUGAGUCACUCUGAGUUUUAAGGCUAGGCCUCAGUUCUUUGAAGAAUAGCAUUUCGUAAACAAGGCAGUCAAAGGUCCAAAAUGGCACUUCUUGAGAACCCAAAAUUGACCCUCAUUAAGAAGAUUUUUGUCACCAUGCACUUCUAGAAAAUCACAUGUGAGUGCUUCACUUUGCCAGUCCAUUUUAACAAGGAAGUCCGUGGAUCCUUACAAAACACCUACCAACCCCCUCAAUGUUUUUUUUUUACAGGCAACUUUAAAACAGAAAAACAUUCAGAGUGAUUUGCACUGUUACAUGUCAGAUAGUUUAUCCAGAGCCAUUGGCUAAGGACUAUUUGAAAAAUAUGUGAUGGUAUUACAGCCUUUUCUCAUUUUGUAUUCUAUUUCAAGGCCUUGGUGCAGAAGCUCAAUCUGAGCCAGGAAAAUGCUUUUAACUUUGCCCUUUUUGAGAUUAUGGAAAGUGGUUUUGGUAAGUUAUUGACAAAAUACCACGCUUUUCAGUUUCUUUAGCUUCCAAAUAACAUAAACCAUAGGUUUAUACAAAGUUAGCAUUUAUUGUUUAAGUCUGACUACUCAUGUUUUGUGCAAAAACAUGAUUGAAUUCAGCUUUUGUGUGAUGUGAAGACUUUUUUGUGUUCACAUAUUAUGAGGAAUCUUCCACCAGUCUCUUCAGCUCUUCACUGCCAAAACUCUUGAGACACCACACUGUUCCUUGGUGAUGUCUGUGUGCCUUUUUUCUGCUGGUGACGAUAUGAUUGACAUCAACUGUAUUGAUAUAUUUGGCAGACAUUGUCCAAAUUUAAGCCAAUCAGGCAUAACGUAAUGAUUUGAAUGAAUUAUCAUACCGCUAACAUAGCAUUAAAACCAGAUUCUGCUUCCAGAAAAUGGUAAAUUAACUUAAUCCAAUUGAGUGAUGUUGCUGUGCAUUACUUCAUACCCCUAAUGUAAGGAUUCUGGGGAAAACAAAACUAACUGGUUUCCCAAGGGACUGGACACCAAGUGGUUUUUCGCUUCGAACGCACCAAAGAAUAAAGAGAGAAUCGAAACCACUGAAUGAAUUACAAAGAAUUUUUUACACUGAAUGAUUUACGAAGUCCUUUCCGUGUGCAUGUAUUAUCUACAUCUUUUCGUUCACUAGCUGUUGUAUCUUGUUAGCUUGAGGCUCCAUGUUCAUGUUAAUUAAAAUGAAAAAUGACAGUAUUUUUUUGCCAUCUAUUGUUCCCCCCUUUCUACCAUGCUUUACUCACGUGCGGUAGUUUUUUGAGCAGGGCACAAAAAAUUGCUGAAUUACAUCAUGAUCAUUAAUUUAGUCAAGGCCUUGUGAUCAAGAAUCAUCCAGUGAUAGUCCCUGUUUGGUUAAAUGAAAGUCUAGGGAUAUAGCAAAAUUUUAUGACUUAUUUUGGGAGAAAUGAAGCAACAGAUCUAGGAUGUCACAUUCUUGUCAGGUGGGAGUACUUCAAAAAUUGGCUUCCAUUGUUAGCUGUCCUGCCCUUGAUAAGUGAUUAUUGAAUCUAGUGUGUGAUCCCUAGUCUAUGACAAAAAUAUCCGUAAGUUGCAAUUUUGCUUUCAUUGCAAUUGCUUGUGUAUUUUUCCCUUUUGCUCUUUGUGUGUCAUAGUUAUUUCUUUCUAAAGUAAAAACAGUCAAACUGUUUUAAUAUUGUGGCCAUCCACUGUCAUGGGUCUUACUUUUAUUGUCUACCUGAAUUUGAUUUGUACUAACUUCUUAUUAUAAACAUUCAAUAAAAUCCACUGAUGCUUUUCAAGUUAUUUUAAUGGUGUUUAAACCUUCUGUUGGACACGGAAGAGGUAAAUUUAAGUUGUCUUGUCCUAUAAAAUAGUAAUACUCCUUACGUGCAUGUAUUGUUUAAAUUAGUUAAUCUUUCAACUCUACAUUAACAAAAAGUUAUGUGUAGUUUUAUUUUAAUAUGUGCAGACCCAUUAAUGAUAGGAAUAUUUUACAGAACGAAAGCUUGAGAACAAUGAGUUGCCUCACAGUGUUUACAUUCGGAGUUAUUCCGCAUCAUCAACAACCUGCCUUGCGUUAAGAAAAUGGAAUUUUACUCUUGCUAGGGUAUGUACAGUACACUGUGCUUUGAUAAUACUUUUAAUGGCCAUCAGAAAAUGAUGAUUCUUUGUUAUAAUGCUGAAUUAAUCUCCAAUCCUUUAACAGUAUUGAAGUCCCUUAUUAAAACAAUUUUUUACUAAUGGUUUUAUUGGGAGAUGGAUCUUUUGUCGAUUAUCAUCAGAGGUGGGUUUUAACUGAGUUGUUAUUCAUUUGACAGGAAGUUCAGAUGAAUGAAGAUGAAACUGCGUUAAAUCUUCUUUAUAACCAGGUAUUCUACACAAUUAUUUAAAAUCCAAGGCCCAGUUGUUCAAAGGCUGAUUAGCUUUAACCCAGGGUUAAAUCUUAAUCCACGUUUCUUUUUCUUUUGUUAAAAAGCAUUUUCUCGGAUACAGGGCAGGAAAAAACCCAGGUUCGAUUGCCCACGGCAAGUAAAUGUUAAUCUUGGGCAAGUAAAAAUAGAAGUUUAGUGGCGUCCGUGUUCCUGUGAGUCUGUCUGAAAGUGUCAGCUUGGUAAAUGAUAAUUUCCAGACAGAAGCUAUUUCAAAACUGAAGACUACAAGUUGAGUGACACGAUUAGUUGACAGGAUGAAUUAACUUAAAAUCAAAAAAAAAAGUUUGGUUGCUUGUGUUGCUCCUCUGAUGAUCAUAUUGGUCAAAUCCAGCAGGUACUAAUACUUACAAGUGCUAGUAAUCUUAUUUACUUUGUCAUUAUCUAUGACCUAUUAUGAACAGUACCUUAGAACUAUAGAUGAUAAGGUAUUGUGUUCCCUUGCGGCAAGUAAUAUUUUAGUGGGGGCAAGUGAAACUGAAAUUUAAUUGCUCACUGGGUAAGAGGAUUUCAAUUUUUUUCCUGCUCUGGGAUAAUUUUCUUUAUUAUUUUUAGAGUAUCCUAUCAUCAAACUGUAAACAACAAGAAUUAACUGAAUUUGAUUUUAAGCUUUAAAAUCGCAAUUCAAAUUUCACACUAACCCUGGGCUAUUUUAACUCAGCUUUGAAAAACCCAGCCCAGGACUAGACCUCAACCCUGGACCUGGUCCCGGCCCGGUCACGGGUCGACCCAGUGAUUUUCUGCCAGGACUGUGGGCUUUGUUAUUGCUCACUUCAUUAAAUAAUAUUUUCCUUUCACGUUAAUCAGCGUCUACAAAACCCCUUACACUAUGAAAAGAUUUGAAAGUGCUUUUUCGGUACAAUCUGGAGGGAAGUGAUAAAGACUUGAACAAGCAGGUGUAAUGUGUCAGUUUAUCUUGCAGGCAGUUGGUGACUUAAGAAGAAGAACGCUGUUACCUGGGAAAAACUUACAAAAGAUCAAAGAGCUACGGGCUGCCAAUAAGAAAAAAGAAGUAAGUGAAAGAAAAUCUUUUUUUGCAAGCGUAAAACAGCAUGUGAUUAAAUUGUACUCAAUUCAAAAUUACUGCCAAGAAAGCAUAACACAUCUCCUUUGUUUUAAGUACUGGUAGGUAUUUUUUGGAUGUAUUUAACAUUCCGUUCUUCCCUUAAUGAAAACUGAAGAUACGUGUGUACUUUUUCAUGUACAAGUAAGCUUAUUCUCGCCUUCUAGGCUGUAAUAGGACUGAUCUUGCAAAACUCUUUGCUAUUGUCAUGUUAGAAGUACGUAGACUGCAAAACAUUCCGUAUAUUUGCGUAGGUCAAGAACGCGCCGGAGUGAGGUCAUAGGAAGGUCCUUCAGUGAGGGUGAAAACGGAGCGUGAGACUGGGGAGAGACGCGCUACGGUCGCGCGCCUCGCGCUUCGCGCCUUAAAAAACCAAUGUUAAGGAAAAACAUCCGACCAUUUUUCAUUCUAAGUGGUACCCUUUCAAAUUAAAGGUGCAUUUUUUUCUGAAACUGUUCUUUGUAGUUGUCUGCUACAGAUUUAAUGUUUCCCGUUGUGUCGUUUGCAGUUUUUGGAUGUUGCGAGGACUUUAGAGGGAUAUGGAACAGUUGUGUUCCCCCACUGCGCCUGUGAUGCAAGAAAAAGUGGCCAUGUUAUUGUGUCAAUAAGUUUAAACAGUUUCCGAUUACAGGCUUGUUCAGAUCAGGGUGAUAAAGAGGUCAGUUUUACUCAAUCUAAAAUUUACCUAGCAACUUCUUAUCUUAUUACGCCUGCAGUGGAGUUUGUGAUUAGGGAGAGGGUGGUCGAUUGUCCCCCCCACCCCCAACUCGAUCUUUCGUCUUAUGUCCAGCCUAUUAAUCUUCUACUCUAUUAAGUCUNUGAAAACUGAAGAUACGUGUGUACUUUUUCAUGUACAAGUAAGCUUAUUCUCGCCUUCUAGGCUGUAAUAGGACUGAUCUUGCAAAACUCUUUGCUAUUGUCAUGUUAGAAGUACGUAGACUGCAAAACAUUCCGUAUAUUUGCGUAGGUCAAGAACGCGCCGGAGUGAGGUCAUACGAAGGUCCUAGAGUGAGGGUGAAAACGGAGCGUGAGAUUGGGGAGAGACGCGCUACGGUCGCGCGCCUCGCGCUUCGCGCCUUGAUAAACCAAUGUUAAGGAAAAACAUCCGACCAUUUUUCAUUCUAAGUGGUACCCUUUCAAAUUAAAGGUGCAUUUUUUUCUGAAACUGUUCUUUGUAGUUGUCUGCUACAGAUUUAAUGUUUCCCGUUGUGUCGUUUGCAGUUUUUGGAUGUUGCGAGGACUUUAGAGGGAUAUGGAACAGUUGUGUUCCCCCACUGCGCCUGUGAUGCAAGAAAAAGUGGCCAUGUUAUUGUGUCAAUAAGUUUAAACAGUUUCCGAUUACAGGCUUGUUCAGAUCAGGGUGAUAAAGAGGUCAGUUUUACUCAAUCUAAAAUUUACCUGGCAACUUCUUAUCUUAUUACGCCUGCAGUGGAGUUUGUGAUUAGGGAGAGGGUAGUCGAUUGUCCCCCCCACCCCCAACUCGAUCUUUCGUCUUAUGUCCAGCCUAUUAAUCUCCUACUCUAUUAAGUCUUCCUUCAAAAUCAAAGCUGGCGGCUGCAGGACAUAAUUGAGCGCUCGGUCGCCUGAAACUGCUAUAAUUUAUACAAACUAAAUUAUGAAAUUUAUCAUGACUAGAUUGCGAGCAAGCUCUCUGUGGGGUGGCGGGGGGGGGGGUAGGGAGCUCUGGGAUGGGGGAAAAAGGAGAGAGAGUUCCCUCCACAAAGCUUGCUCGCAGGAUGAUUCUUUUACUAUGAAGACAGAUCACCUAGGGUUAUUUUAUGCCCCCAAAAAAUCAAGUUAGAAAGUAAAACCCGAACUUUCCGUGUAAAUGGCAUUUUCGUCUUAAAUAUUAAUAUGUCUUACCUAAGAACUUCCCGUAACACCUGUUCUUAAAUAAGACACUUCUUAGUUAAGGCGAAGAAAACGUCGUUAUUUAAGCACGCGACGUGUUGGGUACUUGAAAACGGGACCGAAACUAGACGCGAACCACUUAUACCAGCUGUUCCCGACUUAUUUUAGGACGCAUCUAAUUAUUCCUCGUGCAAAUGGUACAGGUAUGACUCUUUGUGUUUGUGUUUGUUUUUGUUUUUCUUUUCUUUUAAGGAUCAGGAACAUACAUUUAACUGGGAGGAUCUGACUAAUUGGGAAGCCGAUGAUGAAGCCAUGGCUUUCUGCUUCGAGUACAGCAAAGGGGGCAAGAAACCAAGAUGGGUGAAAAUUUAUUCACAAUAUGUAAGUCGAUAUGUUGAGUUAUCUGCCUGGUUGGUUCUAGAAAGAGAGAGGGAAAGGAAAAGAGGAUUUCCGUCCAAGGAAAAAAGCGGAGAGAGUGCGGAGCGCGAAAUAAGGGAGGAGCCCGCGCUCUCGCGCGUGUCCACUUCUCUUUCCCUUUCUAGUGCCAAUCAUGCCCACUAAUACAGAGGUUUUUUUUACUUACUAAGCUUAUUUUUUGGGAAAAAUAAUUUGUUUGUUUGACUUAUCAGACUUUUUACUAAGAUGGCACUGUUACAGAGAUAUUAGGCUGAUUUAACAACAGAACGGGAACGUCAGUUGAAGACGGCGCGCGCAGAUCAAGGGCACCGGCAAAUUGGCCACCGGAAGUCGUGUUUAGUCCUUUCCGCGCGCUUUCCCGUCGUCAGCUGACGUUCCCGUCCUGUUGCUAAAUCAGCCUAUUAACAAGCACUCAAAAACAAGGUCGAGCCACCUUACCUUGCGUAUUUCAUUAAACAAGAAAUUUUGCGUAUGUUUCAUCCCAAACUAAUUGUUACAGUUUCGAUAUACGAAGUUGUAUAAUUAGAGUUUGUGACACUUUAUGUAGGUCUGGAUUCUAUUUAGUUACAUUUGUUUUCUGUUUUCUUUUAGUUUGUGUUCAUGAACACAUGUGUGAAGAGAGUGAUGGAUGAAAUUGAGUGGAAUAAACAGGUAAAAUUAAUAUAUAUUUAAUCAAUAUAAUAAAUUUAAUUGACAACUUUGAGAACGACUGUGUGACGACUCAAGAGGACAUCUGCUUAGAAGGCUACACAAUGGGUGCUUUUGACUACAUUGUUCAGGGCUUAAAAUAACGGCCGAUCAUUUGUCCGUACAAACUUUAGGCUUGCCUGUCAUUUUGACCGAACACGUAAACAAGCGACUAGGAAAAAAAACUUUUUCACACUAUUCCUUUUUUUUAACUUUUUGUUUUUGCUUGUUAGGUUAGUUCGUUCAAUUUAGUUACCGUGUUAUUUUAAACAUAUUGACCGAUCAGAAGAGAGAAGUGACCGAGUUGAAAUUUCUUUGGCUGGUUAACACAACCGCCAGCACACCCAAAUUUAUUUUGAGCCCUGUUUCCGAUACUUACAAAGUAUAGGACUGGAGGUAGCCUCUUCCUCGGGGGCUUAGAAACUCCCGCGAGACUGGGCAAGUGAUUGACGGGAAACAAGGGAAGGGCGAAGUGUCAUGGCAAGAAGAGGAAACUUCUCGGUACGGUGGGAGGUUAUGAGUUUGAAUCCAGUCAGCAAACCAGUGUUUUUUUAUCUGUUUCCCGCACUUAUGACGCAAUGAGCAUUUCAUCAUUGUCACGCGUUGUGAUGUUUAAACAGUUUUUUACACUCCAUGCGUGUGACUCAUUUUGCGUGUGUUCUUUUCAUAGGACGGUAUUUUACCGUUAUACCCAAGUCAAAUUGAGGGAAACGGAGAAGUAGAUGAAUCUAACGAUAGCACAGAAUCACAAGACACGGUAGAAAGUGUUUCAUUUUGAUUGCAUAAGUUAUUAUUUCAUGUUUUUUUGUUUGUUUGUUUUCUUGUUGUUGUUGUCGUUGUUACCUGGAUUUACUUCAGUUCUUUUUGGUGAAAUACUGGACCAAGGUGGUGUAGACGGCUUAUAACCGAGGUUUUACGACGUUUUAACCGGGAUUAUCCUUGUCGAAAUUUAUUUCAUUGUCGGUAGUAAUUAAAAGAGUGGCAAUCAAGCUCAUGUUUUAAGAUGGUGGGUGUGUGUGUCUUCUUUUCUAGAGUGUUAAAGCGACAUCCAUCUCAAAGAGCCACACAAAGUCUUCUUCAAAAGGCAAUCAGAAAUUUGCGGUUCCUAAAACAACCCCUAAGAACCGACAUUCUGCGAUCGAUGACGAGGAUUUGUGAUUUGCGAACUCAAAGGAAUGAAUAGAUGAGUGAGUUACAGAAAGAGCCGGCUGACGGUCCUGUGGGGACUGGCUGUCCUGUGCAGUCUAGCUAUCAUGUGGUGACUUUUCAGACAUGUGAUAAGACUCUGUACUGAAUUUCCUCGGAUUAAUCGAGAAUCAUACCAACAGAGUUCUAAUAGCCGAUUUUACUGCUUAGUUUGUCUUAAAAGGUUAUACUUAAGGUCUAGAAUCAGUUUUGUAGAACCAUUUUGUAAGAGGAUUACCUUAUGGUUUUGGGAUUAAGUUGGAAAUUUUUUUCACGUGGGGACUUUAAGGUAAUAAUUAGCAAUUAUUCCUCGAGCCCGAAUGGGCUGGCCUCAUGGGUUAUUGACUCAGAGGCCAUGAGGGCGCGAGGAAUAAUUGUUUUAGUAAAAUCCAACUAGUUGGUAAAAAAUAUCGAGACAAAACAACUUUAGCUAGCAAAACACGAUUCAGCCGCCAUUGUUCUGGUUUUCAAAGCCGGCGCUUUUCGCUUCUAGUGGGCUAUAAAAUAUAGCCUAGUAGUAGCUCAACCAAUCAGAACGCAGCAUUGAUAAUAGACCACUAGUUGGAUUUUUCUAACUUAGAAUAUAACAUAUGUAAUAAUAUAUACCACUGAUAUUAGUAUUAUAAAGGAAAUAAAGGGAGAGUUAAAGAAUCAACCAUAAGAGGACACAGAAAAAUCUGAGCCUCAGAUGGGAUUCAGAUUUGUUGCUUGUGAUGGACCACGUGACUGCGUGAUGCAGUUCGCGUGAUACGGUUCGCAAGUCCAACCCACAAAAAAUGACCAUUGCUCGCCAACGAGUCCUCAGUGGCUAAGAGGUUAGAGCAUCCGAUCUAGAACACAGAGGGUCGUGGGUUCGAAUCCCACCUGGGGCCCAGAUUUUUUCUGUGUUCUCUUAUGGUUUAUUCUUUAAUUCUCCCUUUAUUUCCUUUAUAAUAAUAUAUAACUAAGUGUAUAAGUUGCCAAAUAUCGGUAUUUUCUAGUAACAAAGACAGACGGCACCUAGUAUACCGGCUGCCAAGUCAAGUAAAAUAGAUAAAUCUAGUACUGUUCAGUGAAUAGAUAACAAAUACUGCAGAAGUAAUGUAGCUUGAGCCUUCUGUACUAGAUGGACAAAGCAAACAAACUACCCCAGGGUCUGGUAGUGUGUGGAUGUUUCAACGGCUGGUUCCGAGCCUGCGAAAUUGAGAAUCAAAUAAUAUAACAGUCUUCCACUGUUAUUCAAACUCGACAUUUUUUUUUACUAUGAUGAGUGAAUUUUUUAUUCCCAUGAAUUAACGAAAUUAGUACGACGCAAAAUCAAUAUUAGUAAACAUAACUUACUUGUCCCUAAGCUUUUUUGUUAGCGUUGGGAGUUGUGAUAGAUACAAUUUAGUAACCCUGAGGCUACCAAAAUAUUGAAGCUGGUACAAAUAUUUUGGGGGUCACUUUCAGGAGGCGGACAUGAAAAUUUUGAGGGGAUUUUCAGAGUACAAAUUGUAGUUUACAGUGUAGCUAGAGUUCAAGCCCAGUACCUCAAAACGAGAGGAACGUUCUCCCCAUCCUCACCACCGAGUUCGCUUUGCAAUCUCCAUAAAAAUUGUUCAUUAAUGUAUUUGUGGCGCAGAACAAGCGUCUGAGUUUCUCUACACCUUCCUAGCCUUUAUCCCGACAUUAAUUCAUGCUUAAUGUAACCGUUGUAGCAGAUUUAAACCAGGCUCAGGAGCUCCUGUAAGGCAUGGUAACCAGAAUUCUAUCAUGAUGUAAUCUUGUGUCCAGCUAUCUCACCUACAGACAGACACUAGGGAGAUCUGAGUGUCAGAUAAGUCGUAAACAGGUUCUGCCGUUUUGAAUUGAUCCCAAGAAAUUUCUACGUGCGACUGCGGUGAAUUGCGGACGCCUUGUGGCCUUCAAUUUAAGUCCCAUAUGACGAGUCGAAACGAAAAAGCUGGAAUAAUUUUUUUGUUACUGUUAUUUUUCUGAACCUAAUCACCUUCUAUUACAGUGUAGUGAGUACUGGGUUACUGUCGGGAAUUUCCCUUACGUUUACUACCGACUACUAGCAACCUACUGUAAACUCUGCCAGCAAGAACACUUUUUACUGUCACUAAGAAAAUGUAAAUUAGAAAUCGACAGUCUUAGAAGUCUAUAUAAAAAGGUAAAUAUACAGUGAGAACCGUGGGUUGUUUGUUGUGUUUAUCUGUCAUAUGUAAGCACGUUUUUCCUCAGUUUUAAAUAUUUUUUAUAGCCUUGUUUUCUCAACUAUGUGUAUACUGUUUCCCGAACUGUCUAGAUAGUCUCGAGGAUAGUCUUAGCAUUUUUUGUAACAUAUGCGUUUACUGAUGAAACCAUUACGGCGAAAAAUGUUGGUAAACUGUUUUGAUUUAAAAAUGUCCCUGUC
Messenger RNA from Porites evermanni, 28067 nucleotides. The record is from the annotation of a GenBank genome assembly. Lineage: Eukaryota; Metazoa; Cnidaria; Anthozoa; Scleractinia; Poritidae.